Messenger RNA from Leguminivora glycinivorella, 3617 nucleotides. RefSeq names its product fanconi-associated nuclease 1-like. Bases 753 to 2639 code for a protein of 628 amino acids. The record is from RefSeq and is a predicted model, not a curated record. The transcript is spliced from 12 exons. Gene Ontology annotation, cellular component: nucleus. Gene Ontology annotation, molecular function: flap-structured DNA binding; 5'-3' exonuclease activity; 5'-flap endonuclease activity. Gene Ontology annotation, biological process: interstrand cross-link repair. NCBI's taxonomy places the organism in Eukaryota, Metazoa, Arthropoda, Insecta, Lepidoptera, Tortricidae.
UUGGCGAAAUUUUAGCGAAGAUACUUAGAAAAUACAACGUGUGCUAUUUAUAAACGUUUAUAUUAAUAUACUUAAGUAAAAAUUGAGAAAAAGUAUGUUAUAUUCUGUUAAAAUUAUUUCUUGUUAAUUAAUGUAAUACGAUAUGUCACAACAAUUAGCAAUUACAAACUUUUUCAAAGCGAAACUGCAUUCCUCUCCUAAUUUAGUGAAUAAUAUGGAUACUGUGAAAAGAAAGAAACGUAAUUUAAGUUUGACCAAAGUACCAACACCUACUGCUUCACCAAACAAAAGGAAAAUUGUAGACGAGAUAAGCAUACUCAGUGAUGAUGAUGAUUUCUGCACACCAGUUAAAUCAAAGCCUUUAAGUGUCUCACAGAGUUCCAAUGACAGUGAGAAAACAAUUAUAUACACCCCAUCGCCGAAAAAAUCGUUGCAGACACCCAGGAAGACUCCAAAGAGCUCUCCAAGCCUUAGUUCAACUUCCAAAAGUCGGACUCCAAAUACCAAAGACAGAUUCUUCUCCCCGACAAAAAAUCGUAGUGUUAAGAAAAGGACACCAAUUAAGAGCAAAAGGAAUUUGACCAGCUUGCUUGGAAAUGGAGAUUGUUUAGACAAGUCUGUGGAAGAUGUAUGCUUUGAAUAUGCAUGUGAAGGCAUGGAUGAUAAGACUGUAUUCUUAUUACAAAUAAUCAACAAUUAAUUAUUUAACUGAUAGUACAUUAAAGCCACUCCUAAGCAACAGAACACAACAAAUGCUUCAAAGUAGUCAGUCAGUGGUGAAGCCGGGUAUGAAGUUAGUCUGCCGACUGUUCUGGCGCAAGGACCAGUGGUUCCGGAGGAAACAGGUCUCAGAAAUUGUCAGUGAGGACAAGGAACCGUUGGAUGAUCCAAGUUUGGACGCAAUGAUUCUCUCAUUGACUCAAAGAGCUUGGUUGAAAGAGAGUAGCAACUGUAUGACUUUCGAGGAACUCUCAAUCCUCUUGAAAGCUGAAGAGCUAAAGUUAAUUUGCAAGGACUUGAAGCUGAAAGGAGGCACUAAGCAGGAAGCGAUUGAUUCAUUGCGGAAUUACAGUCGGCGCACUUCUAGUAUUUGUAGCUUCUUUGCUAACGGCAAGGCUACUGAUAACAGUGGAAGGGUUUUGAAAAUAAUGAGAGAAAAGGCGGGUUCCUGUUAUAAAUUGUCAGAAGUUGCCAGAAUGACACUGGAUCAGCUCUAUGUACUCAUGUACCUAGGCAUGGACUUUAGUCACAUACGGGAAAAGAAACUAGAAUUUGUACUAAUUCACGAUAAAAUAGGCAGGGAGCCUUAUCCUGUGGAUCAGGACAUGGAAUUGGACAAUGCUAGUGUGGUUUUUGAAAGCAAUGACGAAUUUGAAAGGUACAUGACUGCACAUAACGUGUACGAGGAUUUUCUAGCCGAUACCUGCUCUGAUGAAAAGGCUGCUCUAGUCAAACAGGUUUACCAGGUCUACAAGGCAAUUGACGAAGAAGAAAUGUUACGUUACAAAGCCCUACCAAGUUGGCUUCGGCGGUUCACACCUGCUAAUAUCUACAUCAGAAUCCUAGUCUCAGGCAUACAAGAUUUGAAAAAAACCAAAACUGUGGAGUAUUAUGAACUCGCUAUAGAAAUAUUGAGCUGCUUGAUAGAGCAGACUGCUUUCAGACAACAUAAGAAGGCGGGCUGGUACGCGGAGAAGGCGUUGAUUCUUCAUGGAUUACUAGGGAGGCGUGAUGAGGCAGCUGAAGUCCUAAUAGAAGGCUUCAAGUCCAAGUUAACGGACGAGGAGAAAGACAUAAUGCGCAACCGAGCCGUCCGCAUAGCUCGGCAGAAGUCCGCCAAGGUCAGCGAGCACUUGAAGAAGGAGCUGCUGGAGCUCGCCAGCAAGGACGAGGUACUGGAGAAGAAUAUCGACGCGGAACACAUAUACAAACAACCUAUGGAGAACACUACAAAAGGCAAAGCGCGGUAUGAAACGAAAACUUCAGAAGGCAGAGUUAUCCAAAGCGUAGAAGAAUACUGCAUCACCCAUUGUAUCAGUACUGGAGAGUUUACUCAUGGCGAGCACUGGGAGGGCCGCAUCGUCACAACGAUGUUCUUCUUGCUUUUCUGGGACAUCAUCUAUUCGAAGCCGCGCGGAGUACAAGGCGUUUUCCUCACGCGCUUACAAGCGUACCCAUUGGACUUGUUCUCGGACAGUUUCUACACUAACCGACAGGUGCUCAUCGAUGAACGGCUGCGGCUUAUUGAGAACUCCACCGAAGAGGAAGUGUUGGAGAUGAUGGAGAAUACUUGGGGAGACAGGCCCGAAGGUGAGAUAUCCGGCAUCACUCGCGCGAUAGGCUGGGACAACAUCAGUGCGGUGGCGUCAUGCCUCAGGCCGCGUGCGCUUUCUGCCUUGGUUGCGCGGCUGGCGCGCCACUACCGCUACGCGCACAGCGGCUUCCCUGACGUCACUCUAUGGAACGUGCAUACCAAAAAGAUCAAGUUCGUAGAAGUAAAGAGCGACUCAGACCACCCGUCGAUGAAGCAGAUCCAGUGGAUGAACUAUUUGCGUGAGCACGGCAUCAGCACCGGCUUCUGCUAUGUCGGAGCCAACACCACCCGCCAGCGCGCCAGGGCGGGGAAGAAAUCACCUUAACACGUUAAUGGGGAUAGCCCAUACUCAUAGGAGUAUAGACUAGUGGGACUUCGACCACUCGUCGAUGAAAGAGAUCUUCUGUUACGUCGGUGCCAAUGCCAGUACUACUCAGGGCGGGGAAGAAAUCAUCAUGAAUAUGUCAAUUUCAGUAGUACAGUGUACAAUGUUCUUCAUGGUGCAAUGUAGCCCGCUCUGGCACUAGUCGCGCGAUUAAUCGUAACGCUCUUAGGUACUUUUUUAUUGUCUCACACCGUGACACCAACAAAAUAGGGAGCAGUGGGUAUGACAAGUUAAGUUUAACAUAAGCACGAGAAAGAAAUUUUGAUUUUUAUAUUUGGCGUUAGGCUAUUGUAAAUAUUAUAAUGGUGUGACAUUUUUUCGGUGCCACUUUUUGAUAUGCUGCAGCUAUAAGUUAGAGUUAAGCGUAGGUACUCGCUUGUGUACAGGGUAAAAAUGUUUGUGUUGGUUACAAUUACUGUUAAAUUUCUUUUUGAUCUCCACUUGGUAUUGUCCUAUUCAUAACAUAUGCCACAUUUCGUUUUGUGAACAUAUUUGCACCGUGGAAGUUUUUACUACUAAAUAAGUUGUAUUUUGGGACCUUUCUUUAUGAAUCUGGCAAACUUUGUAUACUGAUAAUUAAACUCCUACUCGCUAAAUAAUUAUUACUGUAUUUAUAUAAACUAAUAUUAAUGACAUGUCACUCAUGUCAUAUCCAAACUGUAUUAAUACACUACAUUAAUACGUUUGUAUUUUAGCUCAUAUUUGCGAAUAAUGAACGGAAUGUUAGAGAAUAAAAAAUAAGCAUAAUAACAGUUAUUGCACGCGCUAUGUUGUUUAGUUUAUACAAGUUUUAACUGGUUCUAUUGACUGAAAAAAUCAAUGUUGUAAGGAAUACAUUAUUAUCAAGUUCCUGUUUUAAUUUGCACAUAAAGUACAUGUGGAAAAAUUGUGAUACGAAAUAAAUAAUAAUAAUUUAUA